CAAUGAGAAGCCGGGAGGUAGUGUGAUGGUAGAAAACGCUACAAGAGUAGUAGUACAGUCGUAAACGCUUUGACACGAAUGACUUUUUUCAAUCCGAUCUCCGCUCCGGUACGGUCACGGCUGCAAUGGCUGAAUGGUCUCGAACACCGAGAAUCAUAAUCUCAAUCAAUCAACACUAGGUCUGCUCGAACAUCUUUGCCCAACCCAACCCAACCAUGACACCGACGAUAGCCCGCAAGAGUACAAGUGUGAGGAAAAAUGUCCCCGUCAUACCCAACGUGAGCGCGGAACGGUGGAAGGAGAUCACGGGAAAAUAUCCUCAUUUCCCAACCGACAUUCUGGAAUUGACGUCGGAACGAUGUGAAGCUCCUGUUCGGUUGCCGGCACCAAUCGAAGAUUGGCUUGCCAGAAACGCUGGUCUCGUACAUGAUCCACGAGAUGGCAUCAUGAUCAGUUUGGUUUUCAACAUUACUUGUGCCGCGGGUCUUCUCUACGCGCUGCUGUGGUACUACCCCUCCCAUUGGCUGGGUUUGUUUACACAAUGCUUUUACUUUGCUGUCUUCGAAACGCGCUUCAUUUUGAUGAAACAUUACGCUGAACACCAAAGAGGAUUUAGCACUUUGUUUGGGUGGUAUGUCUCAGGCGUUUUGAGCACUCUUGCAGGGCUUCCGCCUGGUCUUUAUGGACUACACCACUUGUUCAUGCAUCACAUUGGCAACAAUGCCGUUGGGGACGACCUCAGUGCCACAGAAUGCUACCAACGCGACAAUAUCCUCCACUGGCUGGUGUAUUGUGGAAAGCACUAUUUCUGCAUGGCAACGCUUCCCAUGUAUGCAUUUUCCAGGCAACGCCCUGGUUUGGCCUUGGCAUCCUUGGGUGGUACAGCUUAUUGGGUUCUCUUUAUCCGCUACACAUGGUCGGUCAACAAGCACUUUGCCAUUUGGGCUCUCAUUGUGCCGUUUUGUGCACUCCAAGCCUUUCUCAUGUUUGGCAAUUUCUGUCAGCACAUUUUCGUUCAUCCCAAAGUUGGAUCGAUGACAGACAAGCAUGGAUACGAAUUCAACUGUGCCAUUGCAUAUCAAAGCAUCAAUCACUUUGAUAACUUGAUUACCUUCAAUGACGGUUAUCAUGUCACUCACCACGUCAAUUCCCGAGUACACUGGACUCGCCAUCCUGAACAUUUCUUGACAAACUUGGAAAAGUAUGUUGAAAAUGACACAUUGGUCAUAAAUGGUUUGGGCGUUCCCGAAAUUGGAUUCUAUGCCUUUACUGGUCGUUUGGAUAUCAUUGCCGAUCAUGUCGUUCACUUUACAAAAGAAAAGAGAAAGAAAGAAGAUGUCAUUGCCGACUUGAAACUGCGUCUCCAGCCCAUCGUUCGCAAGAGCGUCAAGGCCAUCUAACAGAAUAGGUGCGGUAGCUAGUAGUGCCGUAACUUUACCGUAACUUUGCCAUAAAGCAGCCUUUUAAAAUAGUGCAGACUUUUUUUUGCUC
Seminavis robusta is the source of this 1491-nucleotide messenger RNA. Lineage: Eukaryota; Bacillariophyta; Bacillariophyceae; Naviculales; Naviculaceae. The record is from the annotation of a GenBank genome assembly.